CGUAGUUUUCGCGCAGCAGCCUCCGUGUUUUACUCGUGGAGUAAAGGUACCUAUCCUCACAGAGUCUGCCACUGGGUGUGAAGCUUCACAGGUCUGGUUGUUGUGUUUGAGCGGAUUAAAAAAAUCCUUAUUAUCCACAUCCGCAUCCCCACAACCACCAUCAUCAAACCAGCGGGGGCAGGGAGCAGAAGAAGAAGAUGGGGUGCUGCUCGGCGCGAUGCAUGUUGAUCCUCCUGUGUUGUUUGCAGCUGAUUACAGCGCUGGAGAGGCAGGUGUUUGACUUUCUGGGGUACCAGUGGGCUCCCAUCAUGAUCAACUUUUUUCACAUCAUCAUGGUUAUCCUCGGCCUGUUUGGUGCAGUCCAGUACAGAUCACGCUACGUUAUAAUGUACCUGCUGUGGACGUUGUUGUGGGUUGGCUGGAAUGUCUUUGUGAGCUGUCUCUACCUGGAUUUGGGAGGGCUUUCAAAGGAUGGUGAUAUUCUGUCCUUCGGUGUAUCCUCACAUCAUUCCUGGUGGAAGGAGAAUGGGCCGGGAUGUGAAAGCGAGAGACUUCCCUCUGCUGGAUGGAAGAACCAGCAAAAUCCAGAGCUUACCACAGUGCUGAGCUGCUGGCUGGAAUACCAGUACAUAGAAAUCCUGCACUGCAUCAUCCAGCUCCUCGUAUCACUCCCGGGAUUUGUUUACGCCUGCUAUGUGGCCAGCACAUUUUUAGAAGAGGAUGACAGCUUUAACUUCAUUGGUGAGUUUCACCAUCCAUCCAAACCCUCUAAGUUGCUUUUCUAGUGUUACAAUCCAUUGAUUAUAAAUAAAAAAAGUGAAAAGCUGAGAAGGAACUAAGGAGAAGAUCAAACAACUCUGCAGAGUCUGAUAGUGCGUCAUCUCUGGCAUGGUCAAUAACACUCACACAGAGAUGCCUAAUCUCACUGUGUACGUUUCUCACACUGUGGCCUGAUUCAAAAGAGGAGUCUCCAGUCUAUUGCAUGUUGAUAUUUUCUAGUUUUAUCCAGUAGUAACGCUACCUCUCAGCAUGUAUGUGAAAGACUGUUUGUAGGUCCGGCUGUCUGACAGAAUACUGUGGUUCUAAAUUUGUACAUAUGCAGCUGGUGUUCUUUCUGAUGUUUCAUAAAAUGUACAAAUUAUUAUUAUGUGUAAUUUCAAUUAGAAGAAUGGAGGACCCCAACGUGUAUAAUGUGUGUCAUCAGUCAGUGAAAUAAACUGUGUCCACAAUUUGCCUUAUAGUGGAUUACUGCUAAUGUUCAUCUAAUGUUUAUUCAUUCAUAUACAGUUUUACCUCCAUUAGUGAAAUGUAAGUACAUUUACUCAAGUACUGUACAUUACUUAAGAUUACAUUUCUUUGUGUGCAAUUUUGUCUCGUGUACAGUUUAGAUUAAAAAAAAUGUUGCACUUGUUACACUGACAGCUUUAAAUGCUAGCUACAUUUAAAAUUAAUUAUGUGAACUUAUAAAAUAUAUUUCAUUUAUCACCAAACUACCAAACAGUAAUAAAAGAAAGAGUAAAAAAUAAAGUAAUAUAGCAAUGUUGUCAUUUACUUUAGAUGAUUUUGUACCACUACUGCACAAAAAAGCAUUAUGAAUGUAAGUGACUGUAAUUUGAUUAUUCAUCCCAUAUUUUGUAAAUUAUUAUUAUUAAACAUAGUGUUAUAGUAUAGUGUUCUUGGACCAUUUUCAGUUGAUUUUUUUUUUAUUUAUUUGUUGUUUGCUUUCAAAUAUUUUUUCCCCUUAAGAGAUUUCUUUUGUCAUACUGGAUUGUAUUUUAUUGAGCUACAGUUUAUACUGUUCCACUUAUUUAGGUUAUUUUGAUAUAUUUCGUGUUUAAAGAUAAGAUAUACUGAUUUAUUUAUCCCCAAAAUUUGGACCUACAGAAACAUUUUUGUCAUGCAUAUUUCAGGAUUCCGUAGCAUUAUUUCAAAUGGUUCGACUUAACUAAAAACGUCCGAGAAAAAUCCAAAUAACCUCUGAGAAAAAUUUUAAUUUAAAUUAACUUAAUUUUUGACCUAUGAUUAGUAAGUUUUAAAAAAAAAUCGGUGGCAGAAAAAAAACUUCCAUU
Messenger RNA from Haplochromis burtoni (Burton's mouthbrooder), 2069 nucleotides. It is a transcript of the gene nkain5, whose product is annotated as sodium/potassium transporting ATPase interacting 5. Bases 198 to 785 code for a protein of 195 amino acids. The transcript is spliced from 7 exons. Gene Ontology annotation, biological process: regulation of sodium ion transport. The record is from RefSeq and is a predicted model, not a curated record. NCBI's taxonomy places the organism in Eukaryota, Metazoa, Chordata, Actinopteri, Cichliformes, Cichlidae.